This is a messenger RNA of Maylandia zebra (zebra mbuna), 1907 nucleotides long. The record is from RefSeq and is a predicted model, not a curated record. Lineage: Eukaryota; Metazoa; Chordata; Actinopteri; Cichliformes; Cichlidae.
UUUUUCCUCAACAUUUGGAAUCUGCUUCAGCGUCUGACACAACAGAUGGCAAAGACACGAUGCAGGACCACAACAUUUUUCCAUUUCAGUUGGAGUCUGCUUCAGCAGUUGACAGAGGCAGUGACACAAGUAAUGAACCAAUUUGCUCCUGGGCAACAGUGACACAAGGACAAAGUCCAACCACAUUUACAAUGUUUUACUGUCAAGAGUGUAAAAACUUCAUGGGAAACAAUCCUGAUUCUUGUUGUUCUCACUGUGCCUCAGUGUUCAACAAAGCAAGCAGCAUUCAAAAUGGAAACUUCUUUCUGUACUUAUCCCUGAAAGACCUUCUGAAAGGUAUCCUUGAGAACUACAGCACUGAGUUGUUACCUAAAACAGUUAAAGAUGAGCAUGAUAACAUCAAAGAUGUGAUGGAUGGGAUGAUGUACCAGAAUCUCCUCAGAGAGGGUAAACUAGCUGCAGAUGAUCUCACACUGACAUGGAAUUUUGAUGAAGUACCAAUUUUUAGCACCACCAGAUACUCAAUUUGGCCCCUUCAGUUUGUUAUUAAUGAACUUCCUUACACACAAAGACAGGAAAAUAUGAUAGUUGCUGGAUUUUGGUUUGGCCAAGGAAAACCUCAUAUGAACACAUUUCUGAAACCAUUUGUGGAUGAAUGUUGUGAUUUAGCCCAAAAUCCAUUUCAGUGGAGAGACAGCAGAGGCACUCUUCAUUCAUCAAAAGUCUUCUGCUUGGUUUGCUCCUCUGACGCUGUGGCGAGGCCACUUCUCCGGAAUUGCAAACAAUUCAAUGGAGAAUAUGGUUGUGACUGGUGUUUACACCCUGGCACAGUGGUACCAAAGGGCUCUGGAUCUGUGAGGUCAUAUCGAUAUGAUGAAACUAAACAAGAAUCAAGAUCAAAGAAUAUGUUUGUUGAAAAUGCAAGAGAGGCUGAAAGCUCCCAUGAAAACACCUCAGAGUGUGGAGUAAAAGGAAUGUCCUUACUUUCCAGACUUCCUUUGUUUGACAUUGUGUUUGGAUUUGUACCAGAAUAUAUGCACUCAGUUUUAGUUGGUGUGACUAAGCAACUUAUUGGAUUGUGGCUGAACUCAGAGAACUCCAUGAAAGACUGGUAUGUAGGUCAACAGAUUUCACAGAUGGACUCUUAUCUCCGAAUGUUAAAGCCUCCAUCAGAAAUGAGCAGAUCUCUACAGUCACUGAAGGGUCGGGACACUUGGAAAGCAUCUGAGUGGCGAGCUUUCCUUUUAUUUUAUGCUGUUAGUGUCCUACCAGGCAUCCUUCAGCCUUCAUUUCUCCAGCAUUUUUUUUGUUUGUCGAUCAGCAUUCACAUUCUGCUACAAGAAUCAGUCUCCCAAAAUGACCUUCAGCUGGCCCAUGAGAACUUGGUACUCUUUGUUAGAAACAUGGAAGAACUCUAUGGUGAAGAAAACGUUUCAUUCAACUGCCAUCAGUUGAUCCACUUAGCUGACUGUGUGCGUAACUGGGGGCCUCUCUGGGCAACAUCAGCAUUCAGUUUUGAGAGGAACAGUGCAAAUUUAAGGGCACUGCUUAGCAACAUAAACUACAAUCCUCAAAAAAUUCAAGACAAGUUUCUCUAUUGGCAGCGCCUGCCGAGUCACCUUCGCUCCCUUGUUUCUAACGGAAAUUCUCCACCAGGAUCACGGAACGUGAAACCGGAUGCGCUCUCCCAGCAGUUCAACACCACAGAGGAGGAGGAAGACCCCGGACUCAUUCUCGCACCUUCCUACCUGGUCGGGGCCAUCUUCUGGGAGACCAAAAAUGCAAUAUAUGCAUUUCCAAUAUUUUCCAUGUGUCCCAAGUCAAGCCUGUAUGCUCCAGCCCGGUGUGCCCUCUCCAGCCCGGCAGGAGUUGGACCCAAAAUGCAGACUCCUGGACACGAGGGAUGA